This is a messenger RNA of Malassezia restricta, 1974 nucleotides long. Its product is annotated as small G protein signaling modulator 3. The coding region runs from base 1 to 1974 and encodes 657 amino acids. The record is from RefSeq and is a predicted model, not a curated record. The transcript has a single exon. NCBI's taxonomy places the organism in Eukaryota, Fungi, Basidiomycota, Malasseziomycetes, Malasseziales, Malasseziaceae.
AUGCUGCCACACAAGGCGCACGUCUACGAGGAACGUGCGCCUGUGGAUGUGCAUCCUCUCAGUGUGUGUACAGAAGAUUCGCCGCAGAUCACAAGAGUCGAUUCGCCGCCAUCGCCUGUUCCACUCCCGGAACCACCGGCCUGUAUUAAGGCAGCCUUCGAAGACGUGGAGCAUGCCAUAUGGCAAGACAUUGCCGCUUCGCUCCCGAAUCACUCGAAAAUGGUACAUCAUUGGCUUGAUGCCCAAGAUAACACAGCGAGAGCUGUCUUGUACAUCAUGUCACGAGCUCUAGAGCGACUUGUGCUCGAACCGUCCGAUCGCGUGGAAGCAACGCUGCGUCAGGCUAUGGAUGAAGAGCUUCAUGACUCGCAGCAUGUCGUCUCGAAUGAGCCUUUUGAGAUUGAAAAGGAACCCUUUCGAGUGCUUGAAUGGAUUGUAGCUCUUGCGCAUGCAACGGCACCUCGUUCGCCGUCCACGGGAAGCGAGACAGGUACAGCGAGUCCCAAUGAAGAGGAGUCUCAUUGCUCGUCAGAAGAGCCUUCAGGACGUGACCGGCUGAUGGAGCUCAAGCCUAUGGUGCCACUCGAAUCGUGCCCACCUCCUUUAGCACCACGACAUGAAUCUGCCUCUGAUCUGGAUCGAAACAAUCCCAUAUUUGUCGAUCACUACGGCUUUUUGUACGGCGUGUCGGUUACAGAUUAUUGGCGGCAAGCACAAGAAACGCCGGAAAGUACCCAAGAUACACCGAGUCCGGAUCCUUCGCCUAGCCCGAGUGCUACAUCGCCGGUCAUGAAGUUGGGACUAGUGGAGUCUGUGCCGCAAACUCGUAUGACUAUGUCGAGUAGCUUGACAUUGCCGCAACCAACUCCUACGCUUGAAACCAGCGUCAUUUCUGCCAUGUCAGACAAACAUCACGGAAACGCUGUCUCUUCCACCGUACCUCGUCUUGUUCGACACGUACACGAUAUGUAUGAAGAACAAGAGAAAGAGCGCAAAGCAAAAUGGGACGAAUUUCUCGCACAUGUGCACGCGUCAUCUUCAUCAGCGAUGGACUCAGAGCCAGAAACCAUUUGGCACAAUAUGUUUGUGGCCCUGCGCUCGAGCCCAGACACCGCUCGCGGUCAAAGCGAUGCGCACCGAUUUCAGGCGUUGUGUGAAGGCGGCAUCCCCAUGACAUAUCGACCGGCCGUAUGGACAGAAUGUUCACAUGCUCUUUCCUGGGCAGAGCCGGGCAGGUAUGCAGAUCUGCACGCCCAAAGCAACAAAGAGUCGCGGCAAAUUGCUCUAGAUGUUCACCGCACCAUGCCGACCAAUCUAUUUUUUGGGGGACAUGGUCCGGGAGUGCCGAAAUUAAAACGCUUACUCACGGCAUACGCGCAUUUCAAUGUCGAUUAUGGCUACUGCCAAGGCAUGAAUAAUCUUGCGGCUGUUCUCCUGCUAGCCUUCACAAAUGAAGAAGACGCAUUUUGGGUUCUGGUCGGCACCAUACAUACGAUACUGCCGCCAGGAUACUACGCGCCUGAUAUGCUAGUGCCACAAGCAGAUCAGAAAAUUCUUACGCAACUUGUGCGUGCCGGUAUGCCCAAAUUAAGUACACACAUGGAGCAAUUGGGCGUUGAAUUACCAGCUGUUACGUUUUCAUGGUUCCUUUCCCUAUUUACCGCAUGCUUGCCUAUCCAAACCGUUUUUCGCGUGUGGGAUAUGCUGUUUUUAGAAGGCAACGUGAUUCUAUUCCGUGUGGCUUUCGCCAUUUUGUCGCUCAAGUCCAAGGCACUACUCGAUACCCCGACAGCCGCGUCGUUCUACCAGCAACUCCACAUGGCCACCGCAUAUUGGUACGAUGCUGACGAGCUUGUAUCGACAUGCCUCAGCAUGCGAGAAAAGAUUCGUGCAAGCGAUAUAUCAGCUCGGCGCGCCAAACUACUGAAACGGCUGCGUGACAGCUUUUCUCAAUCAGUCUCUACACCUCCAUAG